GACACAGAAAGAUCGAGUGCCCUGUCAACAGAUCGCUACCAUGUGGUUUCCUGCUUUAAACAGGGACUUUGUUUAACCAAGGUGGAGAUAGCAACUUCCUGAAGUCUGGUAGCAGAUCUUGUAUGAAACCACUCUAACAGCAUGAUUGGAUGUUCUGUUAAAUCUAUCCAGAACUAUACUAUUAUAUCACAUGUAAAUAUUUCGUAUUUGAGAUAUUAUUUCUCAUAUUAAAAUGUCAGUGUUUGAAUGUUGACACACCCAAUAACCACAGACUGUAAUUCAUCUGUAAAUACUCACGAGGUGGUGUUCAGGCUCGCAUUGCCAGUGGUUACUAACACUGUACAGACAUGCGAGGAGGAGGCAGUUACUCCCAACAUGUAGAUGUUAAUGUCAUUUAAGAGAAUAGAGCCAUGUCAUAAUAAUGUUAUUUCUUUCCCCUUGUCCACUAGUGUCCACUGGAGCCUAUAAGAGAAACUUUGCACUGGAAUGAGGCUAGAAUGGAAAUCCUGAUGUUGCUCAUCCUGAUUGUUGCUUAAAGAGGCGAAGGCAUGGCCCUGCAGAUAUCUCCGUUUCCUAAUGGGUUUGUUGCAUGCAUCCAUGCUGUGGGAUGGGCAUUAGUCCUGCCUUGCUUCUGGUUUCUUGAUCGCAUCAUUGCUUUGUGCAAGUCCACCACCCCGGAACGAAGCCAGCGGCUAGAACAGGGAUGCUACCUCCACCCCCUCAAGGUCUUCUUUGGCUUCAUUAUCUUCUUCAUUCUUUUUCUGGCAACAGCCCCUUUAGGUCUCCUUGGAUUUAUUAUUUGGGCACCUCUUCAGGCUUGCCGCAGGCCCUUUUCCUACCACAGAGAGACGCUGUCCUCACCAGAGAACGAGAUCCACAAGGGCUUUGAGCUGGUAGGAAAGGCAUCGUUCGGAUUUGCCACAGCCAACCUGUGUCUGUUGCCUGACAGCCUUGCUCGUUUCAACAACCUGGGGCACACUCAGCGCAGGGCGACUGUCAUCGGUCAGCACAUUGUGCAGGGAGUCUGUCGACCCAAUAUCCGCAUCUUUGUAGACUCCCCCAGCAGCUGUGGCACUCUCAGCCCCUCCUACAGCAUUCUUCCCUCCGCUAACUCUUCAUAUGGGGCCACUGAUAAACAUGCCCAGACCGUAGUGAGUCAUCAUUCCGAUUCAGCUGAGGUGAAUUUUUCAAUUCCAAAGUCCACCAGUGACGUUGUCUGUGUGCCCUGUGAUGAUACCGAAGAGCCCCCAACCGACUCCCCUUCUCCCCGUUUAAAUACCAAUCACAACUCCAACCAGCAGGGUGGGGCAGGUCACCGGAGUGCUCCUCGAGCUUUGCUCUCCCAGGGUCUCCGCCAACAGGACGGCGUACCCUGGGAAGUGUCCUCAUUGUUUCCAGCCAAUGUGGACAUACUGUGUUUAGAAGAGGUGUUUGAUAAGCGGGCGGCCCAGAAGCUCACCCAAGCACUGAGACCCGUGUACGGACACAUACUGUACGACGUUGGCGUGUAUGCCUGCCAGCCCCCGUGCAGGUGUUCCUCUUUCAAGUUCUUCAACAGUGGCUUGUUUUUAGCCAGCCGGUUCCCUGUGCUCGACGCCCAGUACCAGUGCUUUCCCAACAGCCGUGGGGAAGACGCACUAGCUGCCAAGGGCCUCCUCUCUGCUAAGGUGCUAAUCGGCCAGAAUCAGAAACAGAAGAAAGUGGUUGGCUAUUUUAACUGCACACAUCUCCAUGCACCAGAGGGGGAUGGGGAAAUUCGCUGUGAGCAGUUAAACCUGGUUACCAAGUGGAUUGGGGAUUUUCAAGUGGCUACCAAACUCCCCGAUGAGGACGUCGCUUUUGAUGUGCUGUGUGGAGAUUUCAACUUCGAUAACUGCUCACCUGAUGACACUCUGGAACAAAAUCACCGUCUGUUUGAGGAAUAUAGAGACCCUUGCAGGGCAGGGCCUGGAAAAGAGAAGCCCUGGGUCAUUGGUACUUUGCUGGAGCAGCCAACGCUGUAUGAAGAGGACAUAAACACCCCAGAAAAACUACAGAGAACUUUGGAGAGUGAGGAUCUGAGAAAGCGCUACGUCUCCCCUCCUGUUCCUGUACACGACACCCCCUUGGUUUACCCCGAGACUGGUCAGCCAUGGAUCGGACGUCGGAUCGACUACAUCUUAUACCGCGAAAACUCCAUUUCAAAGCAUUGCCGAACCGAAAUUGAAGAAGUUACCUUCAUAACUCAGCUGGCCGGCCUAACGGACCAUAUUCCUGUGGGCUUAAGACUGAAUGUUAUUAUGGACUCUUCUGCAUGAAGGCCAGAGGCAGCAUUGUGCACAAAGGGAACAAAAUAUACAUUAUGGGUAUGAUCUGUAUUAUCAUGGUAAUGCUUUGUCAACAUACUUGAAUUUGUGUUUUUAUGACAAUAUGCUGACCAGUUAACUUUAGCCUCAGGUCAAAUUUAUAUGCAUUUAUUAAAAUUAUACGUUUACAAUUUUAUAUAUAAUGCCCAGCUAUGAGCUGAGGUAUUGAUUUUAUAUAAGAACAUAUUUCUAAGGAUUUUUCACACUGAUAUUUUUCCUACA
This is a messenger RNA of Pungitius pungitius (ninespine stickleback), 2567 nucleotides long. It is a transcript of the gene smpd5, whose product is annotated as sphingomyelin phosphodiesterase 5. Lineage: Eukaryota; Metazoa; Chordata; Actinopteri; Perciformes; Gasterosteidae. The record is from RefSeq and is a predicted model, not a curated record. Gene Ontology annotation, cellular component: extracellular region; cytoplasm. Gene Ontology annotation, biological process: sphingomyelin metabolic process. Gene Ontology annotation, molecular function: sphingomyelin phosphodiesterase activity. Bases 549 to 2297 code for a protein of 582 amino acids. The transcript has 7 exons.